Haemorhous mexicanus (house finch) is the source of this 6682-nucleotide messenger RNA. It is a transcript of the gene LRIG1, whose product is annotated as leucine rich repeats and immunoglobulin like domains 1. Gene Ontology annotation, molecular function: protein binding. The record is from RefSeq and is a predicted model, not a curated record. Lineage: Eukaryota; Metazoa; Chordata; Aves; Passeriformes; Fringillidae. The transcript is spliced from 19 exons. The coding region runs from base 72 to 3311 and encodes 1079 amino acids.
CUGAGCGGCCGCGGCGUGAGCGCUCCCGCCGCCUCCUCCCGCCGCGGACGUUCCCCGGUGCCGGAUACAAAAUGGCGCUGCCGUCACGGGCGGCGGCGGCGCUGCUGCUGCUGGGGCUGCUGCGCUCGGCCGCCGCCGGGUGCCCCGCGGGCUGCGCCUGCGGCGGGGACACGCUGAGCUGCGGCGGGCUGGCACUGCCCACCCUGCCCCGGGACCUGCCCCGCUGGCCGCGGCACGUAAACCUGAGCUACAACAAGUUGGCAGAGAUUGAUCCUUCUGUCUUUGCAGAGCUGUCGAACCUGCAGGAAGUGAGGCUGGACCACAAUGAGCUGAGUGCCAUUCCCUCCCUGGGAUCUGCUGCUUCCAGCGUCCGCGCCCUGCACCUGCAUCACAACAGGAUCCGCAGCAUCGAGGGCAGUGAGCUGCAGCCCUACGUUACCCUGGAAACGCUGGACCUGAGCUUCAAUGACAUCACGGAAAUCCGAAACGGCUGCUUCCCGCAGGGACUGCACAUCAAGGAGCUCUACCUGGGGAGCAACAGAAUCAGCACCCUGGAGCCUGGAGCCUUUGAUAGCCUGUCCCGGUCCCUGCUGACACUCCGGCUGAGCAGAAACAGGAUCACUCAGCUUCCUGUCAAGGCCUUCAGGCUGCCCAGGCUAAUACAGCUGGAGCUGAACCGCAAUCGCAUCCGCCUGAUUGAGGGCCUGACGUUCCAGGGGCUGGACAGCCUGGAAGUGCUGAAACUGCAGCGCAACAACAUCAGCAGACUGACUGAUGGGGCUUUCUGGGGCCUGGCCAAAAUGCAAGUUCUGCACCUGGAAUACAACAGCCUGACAGAAGUGAACAGUGGCUCUCUCUAUGGCCUUUCCUCUCUGCACCAGCUUCACCUCAGCAACAACUCCAUAUCCCGCAUCAACCCCGAUGGCUGGAGCUUCUGCCAGAAGCUGCAUGAGCUGAUACUCUCCUACAACAACCUGAGCAGGCUGGAUGAGGGAAGCCUGGCAGACCUCGGGGGACUGCACGUGCUGAGGCUGAGCCACAAUUCCAUCAAUCACAUUGCAGAAGGUGCUUUCAGGGGACUCAAAAACCUCCGUGUCCUGGAACUGGACCACAACGACAUCUCUGGCACAAUAGAAGACACCAAUGGAGCCUUUACAGGCCUGGAGAACCUGAGCAAGCUAACUCUGUUUGGAAACAAGAUCAAGUCGGUGGCCAAGAAAGCGUUCUCAGGCUUGGAGGCUCUGGAGCACCUGAACCUGGGGGACAAUGCCAUCCGCUCCAUCCAAGCCGAUGCCUUUGCCAGGAUGAGGAGCCUGCGGCAGCUCCACAUUAACAGUGACAGCUUCCUCUGUGACUGCCAGCUGAAGUGGCUGCCCCAGUGGUUGGUGGAGAAGGAGCUGCAGUCCUUUGUGGUGGCCACCUGUGCCCAUCCUGAGUCACUGAAAAGCAAGAGCAUUUUUGCCAUCCAGCCAGAGAGUUUUGUGUGUGAUGAUUUCCCCAAGCCCCAGAUCAUCAUCCAGCCCGAGACGACGGUGGCUGUCCUGGGCAAGGACAUCCGCUUCACCUGCCUGGCAGCCAGCAGCAGCAGCUCCCCCAUGGUGUUUGCCUGGAAGAAGGACAACGAGAUGCUGCACAAUGCCGAGAUCGAGAACUUCGCGCACGUGCGCGCCAAGGACGGCGAGGUGAUGGAGUGCACCACCAUCCUGCACCUGCGGCACGUCACCUUCGCGCACGAGGGCCGCUACCAGUGCGUCAUCACCAACCACUUCGGCUCCACCUACUCCAACAAGGCCAGGCUCACCGUGAAUGUGCUGCCAUCAUUUAUCAAAACUCCCCACGACAUCACGAGCCGCACGGGGACGACGGCGCGGCUGGAGUGCGCGGCCGAGGGCCACCCCGCGCCGCAGAUCGCCUGGCAGAAGGACGGCGGCACCGACUUCCCCGCGGCCCGCGAGCGCCGCAUGCACGUCAUGCCCGACGACGACGUCUUCUUCAUCACCGACGUCAAGGUGGAGGACAUGGGCGUCUACAGCUGCACAGCUCAGAACUCGGCGGGCUCCGUGCUGGCCAACGCCACCCUCACCGUGCUGGAGACACCAUCCUUGGUCCAUCCACUGGAAGAUCACGUGGUGUCCGUCGGCGAGACCGUGGCUCUCCAGUGCAAAGCCACGGGGAGCCCCCCGCCCCGCAUCACCUGGCUGAAAGGUGACCAGCCCCUGGUGGUGACAGAAAGGCACCACUUCACCUCAGGCAACCAGCUGCUGAUCGUCAGGAACGUGGUGCUGGAGGACGCGGGGAAGUACACGUGUGAGAUGUCCAACACGCUGGGCACGGAGCGCGCGCACAGCCACGUCAGCAUCCUGCAGGCGCUGGGCUGCCGCAAGGACCGCACCACCGUGGGCAUCAUCACCAUCGCCGUGGUCUGCAGCAUCGUGCUCACCUCCCUCGUCUGGGUCUGCAUCAUCUACCAGACCAGGAAGAAGAGUGAGGAGUACAGUGUCACCAACACAGAUGAGACCAUUGUGCCUCCUGAUGUGCCAAGCUACUUGUCCUCCCAGGGGACUCUCUCGGAGCGCCAGGAAGUGGCCAUUGGAGUGGACACCCAGCAGCCCAAUGGGCACAUUGACAGCAAUGGGAUGUGUCAGGCUGAUGCUGGAAGGUGUCCAGAUGUUGAAGCUCCUGCUGUAGGUUGUAGACAGCCCAAGCUGUGUAUCAGCUAUAACAAAGACACUUGGAAAACUGAGGACAUGGCCGAUGGAAUGCUUGUUCCAGAUAAGACAGGCUACGGGCUGCCCGUGGUGUGCACGGAGUGCAGCGGCAGCACGGACAGCGUGGGCACCCACCCCUACCCCAAGGACUGCCAGAGCCUAAAGACUGUGGAGAGCACCCACCCCAAUGCACUGAGCAGCAGGGAGCACCAGAGGAAGAGGGGUGCAGGCACCAGCCUUCUUCAUGCUCCGCCCUGCAAUGGCAUUGCCAGUGGCAAGAGGGUGGAGACAGACGGGACCCUCUACCCCAGCAACCACGACAGGAUACGGCCGGAGGGCGCGGCCGGCGCGCUGCUCGCGGACACGCACGGCUCUUCACAAGCAGCAGCAAAGCCUUCAGAGCUUAACAACCUUAAUUUGGUGAGAGCUUCGCCUGCAGGAGGGUCAUUAAAGCAACUGAACGUGCUUCCUGAAAUAUCCUCAGCACUACUGGAUCUGCAGGGGGAAGCAGAGCUGGAGCAGGCUCUCCUGCCCAGCAGCAGCACAGUCCAGCCCCGCGACUCCGCUCACGAGCCCAAGCUGCCCAACAGGUCUCUGGACUGAGAGCACAGACUGACUGCCACAUGCAAAUUAACAAACACACUAUUACUUUUUUUAAAUUUUUGUUUGUUUUUUUUUUUUUUGCACAGAGUAUAUAGGCUACUUACUUCUACCUCGAAUCUUGAACUGAUGGCCUGGCAAAGGCAACCAACUGAGGUAUGAGAAACAAGCUUGUAUGGGGAACAAACUCCUGUUCGAGCGUCAUCUGAUUGUACAUAGUUUAAAACUUCCCUGAGAAGUAUGAAGUGUUCAAAAGUCAACUUGCAUAUCAAGCACAUAAAUGCAAGGGAUUAUUGUGUAAAGAGAAAAAGUAUUUGAUACAAUUGUACAUAAGAGUUUUCAUAUAUAAAUAUAUAUAUAAAUAUAUAUAUAUAUCUUUUACAGAGGCUAUUUUAAUCUUUAGUGCAUGGAAAACUGAGUGAAAUUUUACAAUUUUGGCAAUAUUGUUUUCAGUAUCAGGUUGCUGUUAAACUUUGUGAGAGAAAUAAUUCUGGUGCCUUAAAUGCAUAAACAGAACUUUUAAAAGCCAGACUGUUCCAAAGGGAUUGUCCUCCUUUCAGUGGAAGUUCCUUUACACUGUGUACACCGGGGCUGGGGCAAUCCCAGGUACUGGUUGGGUGGAAAAGUGACCAGGAACAGCCCUGUGGAGAGGGAUUUGGGGGUGUUGGUGGAUCAGAGGCUGGACAUGCCCUGGCCAUGUGUGCUUACAGCCCAGAAAUCCAACCGUGUCCUGGCCUGCAUCCAGAGCAUUGUGGGCAGCAGAUUCUCCUCCUCUGCUCCACUCAGGUGAGGCCCCACCUGGGGUUCUGCACACAGUUCUGGUGCCCUCAAUGUGAGUGCUGUGUCCACUUCUGGGCCCUCAGCUUGGGGAGGACAUUGAGACAUUGGAAUGUGUCCAGAGGAGGCAACAAGGCUGGUGAAGGGCCUGGAACACAAACCCUGUGAGGAAUGACUGAGGGAGCUGGGGGAGCCUGGAGAAAAGGAGGCUCAGGGGUGAUCUUACCACUCUCUAGAGAUCCCUGAAAUGUGGCUGGAGCCAGGUGGGGAUUGGGCUCUUCUCCCAGGCAACCACUGACAGAAUUAGAGGAUACAGCCCUAAGCUGUGCCAGAGGAAGUUUAGGCUGGACAUUAGGAAAAAAUUCCUCACAGAAAGUGACUGGACAUUGGAAUGGGCUGCCCAGGGAGAUGGUGGAGUCACCGUGCCUGGAUGUGUUUAAAAAAAGACUGGAUCUGGCACUUAGCCAUGGUUUAGAUGAUAAGGUGGUGAUAGGUCAUAGGUUGGACUUGAUCAUCUCAAAGGUCUCUUCCAACCUAGUUAAUCCUGUGAUUCUGUCCCUUCCAACCCAAGACUUUCUGUGAUUCAAUUGGAUUACUUAGCACAAAUUUCCUUCCCCUUGGAAAUUUAUUGUGCUUAACACAUUUAAUAACAGAGAUCUUCAGUUGUGUUAAAUGAAAUUUAUAAAGAAAAAAAGCAGUGAGCAAUUACAUAGCAACCUGAUAUUUUCCUGUUGGUGGAAGAACUUGAAUUCCAUUAUUUUUUCAAAACUUCAUAAAAAUUAGUAUUUGAACUGUGACUGUGUGAGACUUUAGAGUGGACCACACAGGAGGCACUAAAUAACUCUUCAACAGUGUAGAGCCCCAAAACAACCAGAGGAAAAGGCUGUUUUGGCUGGGAAGAAGUUGUUACCAAAAUAAAUAACUAGUGCAGUAAACCAGGGGUGGUCUCACAACAGUGCACCUCUCAAACACGUCAUCACAGAGGUUUUACCUGCCAUGUGUGCACAGCUCUGAGCACCACAGCCCUCACCACAGGCCCUUCCCCUCCCAAAGGGACCCAGCUCUACCUGUCUGAGGUGUGUGCAGCAAUCCAGCCUUGCCCUGCUUACAAUCAAUAACCUGUGCCAGUGUCAUGCAUUUUCACACCCCAAACCCUCAUCUGUUCUGUGAGGGUUUGAAACCAUAGAGCUGUUUUGACAACAAAACUAAAAUGCACUCCUAAGGGGACAGCUGUAUCACUAAUUCAUCCAGUACUUUUUUUUUCCCUGCAACACAAUAUUACACUUUAUAGUUGAACAGCCAGACUCUGUAUAUGAAAACAUCACCUCCAAGUGAGUUCUGCUGCCUUGUGCAGCAAUUCUGGGUCAGUUAGAAAUACACUUUUUUGUAAGGUAAACUGUGGAUUCACGGUUGAACAGACUUUUCAAUGGCAAUGUCCCAAAUGUUUUUAUGUGAUCUUUCAAGUUCAUCCAUUAAUGGGGGGUAUAAAGAAAUGCCCACCUCAGUCAAACAGAUCUUUGUCACUUCUGACUUCACAAUGACGCUUUUUAUUUAUAGGAAGGUUGUUUUCUGUUGGUGUUUGUUGGUACCUGUGGAUGGAGGACUCCCAGUUCUUUGUGAUUUGAGUUCUGCUAACAUGAAGUUGCUAACUCUGGUGGUGACUACUUUGGGGCAGGUUUAUCAUGGGUGGGAGGGGGUGUUGUUACUUUUUUCCUUAGGAGCAACUCAAAUACCAGUUCCAAUGAGGCCAAGUCUGGGAGUCCACCUUUGCCAGGACUGUGGUUCAGAACAAGCAGCAGAGAUAAGGGCAGAAACACUUCAUGGUCACUUUAGAUCCAUCACUGAGGGACCUGUCCCAGUGCUGCUGCACCUGUGGGGUGUCAGGGAGUGGCUGCAAGCUGCCCCUUGGUUUUAUCACAAUCUGGUCCUAGCCAGCCUUAGCUCCUGUAAGGGAAGGACCUGGGGCUCAGGGGGAGCAGCAGCUGCCCCUGGAUGAAGCCAGGCAUAAUUCAGCCAGUACCUGUCUGUCCCAGUCCCUGACUCUUGACACGUUUGCACUUUGAGACAGGUGGCGAAUUAUGUUGAGUGCCAAGUUUAUUCAAAGCAAAGGAAAUGGAUGUUAGAAAAUUACAAACUGAGCAGAGUUUUCCCUUUGCUGAAGGGAAAAGUGCUCCAGAACUAACUCAUGGAACCAGGGACAUGGGGGAGAUGGGAAUGAUUCAAUGGGCUCGUUUUGCUGGCAGAAAUGUCAUCACCAGUGCAGAUACAAAAGCAUAUUUGCCAUGUUAACAUUGAAAAUAAUGUUUCUGGAUAAAGUUAACUGCCUAAUGUUAUGACUUCCACUAAAUAUGUGAAUUUGCUGCUUCUAAGAGGCAAUGUGAAAGAGGAAGUAUUACUUUUGUGUACAAAUUUAUUUAUUUAUUAGAGAAUUUGGUACAAUGUUGUACAUUGAAAAACAUGUAAGAUAUUGAAGUGUCUAACAAACGGCAUUGAAGUGUCUUUAAUAAAGGUUCAUUUAUAAUAUUACGGCUGAUCUGUUGAGAGUGAGCUUUUGGGAGUUUCAGUUGAAAAUUAAAUAAAAUUCUAAUCCAUUGCUA